This is a messenger RNA of Melopsittacus undulatus (budgerigar), 831 nucleotides long. RefSeq names its product cytochrome c oxidase assembly factor COX19 (gene COX19). The record is from RefSeq and is a predicted model, not a curated record. NCBI's taxonomy places the organism in Eukaryota, Metazoa, Chordata, Aves, Psittaciformes, Psittaculidae. The coding region runs from base 10 to 393 and encodes 127 amino acids. Gene Ontology annotation, cellular component: mitochondrial intermembrane space. Gene Ontology annotation, biological process: mitochondrial respiratory chain complex IV assembly. The transcript has 3 exons.
CUCCGCUCGAUGAGCUCGGCGCUCUGGCGCCGCUCGGUGUUCGGUUGUCCCCGGUGGCGAGCGAGUGACGGGAGGGACGAGGUGCCGGCCCCGUUCCCCUUCACCGGCGACAUGUCCACCGCUAUGAACUUCAGCAGCAAGAGCUUCAAGCCGCGGCCGCCGGACAAGGGCGCCUUCCCCUUGGAUCAUUUCGGGGAGUGCAGCGCCUUCAAGGAGCGGUUCAUGGAGUGCCUCCGCAACAGCGGCUACGAGAGCGGUGCCUGCCGACAGCGCGCCAUGGCCUACCUGGAGUGCCGGAUGGACAGGCAACUUAUGGCUAAUGAACCACUGGAAAAACUGGGAUUUAAAGACCUGAUUGAUGAGAAAUCAGAAGAAAAACAUGAAAAGUUCUGAUGAAGAUGGACAGCUUUACUCCUCAUGUAUGGAAGGCAUAGCUCUUAAUGUAGUACAUAUUGUACGUCCUGUUCAUAUUGCAAUAGGAAGUGUUUCCUGAAGGAACCUUUUUCAAGGUCUAAUUUUCCUAAAAUAAGUUUAUUUUUUAAAAAUAUGAGCAAAAGUACUGCCUUUGUGUGAUUUCUUCAGGUAUUUUUUCUCCCUUUUAAUUUCUCUUGCCUGCUUUUAAAGAUCCAUAAGAACCUGGAGAAAACAAUUAUUGCCUGAAGUGUUCUCCAUGUCUCCAAGAAUGGUGAACUCUUAUUUUAAAAAGACAAAACAAACAUCUCUGUGGUGUAGAUGUUGGACUACAGAUUAAUCUUACAUGGACAUUACUAAUGUGCUUACAGCUGUUUUCAGGUGUAAAUAAAACUUGUACUUGUGAAUUGUUUUUUAUUA